CGCCAAAGAAGAAGACGAAAAACGGAGAAGCAGAACAAGCCUCCGAAGAUGCCGACCAGCCGAGCUCCCAUCCUCCCACUCCUGCUCCUCAUUCUCAUCUCCCACACACGAGCCAUCUCGCCGGCGACCGCACCAGCAACCUCGCCGGCGUCCUCACCGAAGCUCAAGCCGCCGCCCAAACCGAAACACACGCCGGCAUCCGCACCGCCGCCGCUGCUACCCCUACAACCUCCAUCACUCCCUCCUUCUCCGGCGACUCCAGGUCUUGACUGCACGAACGACCUUCUAAACCUUACUUCCUGCCUCACGUACGUCGAACAAGGCGCCAACUUGACGGUGCCUGAGAAAGGCUGCUGCCCUGCUCUCGCCGGACUUGUUGACAGUAACCCAAUCUGUCUUUGCCAGCUUCUAUCUACCUCAAAUACCUUCGGAAUCAAGAUAGAUGAUACUAAGGCUCUUAUGCUUCCCACUAUCUGUCAUGUUCAGACUCCCCCUGUUAGUGUCUGCAAUGAUUUGGGGAUUCCGGUUGCGAGUCCUGGAGCCCUGUCUCCGGCCGGCGGGGACGGCGUUGCUUCUGUACCUUCUGGGACAGGUCAGCUGGCGCCGGCGAAUUCAAUCGCCGCCGCACCGAGCGACGGCGGCGAGGGCUACUGGACGGCUGGCGUCGUAUCUCUGCAGCUAGCUCUAAUCGCCAUCAUCAGCCAACUGAUCGUCAUCUUGUUCUGAUUAGUUUAAAAAAGGAGCGUGCUUUCUAUCA
Phalaenopsis equestris is the source of this 757-nucleotide messenger RNA. RefSeq names its product non-specific lipid transfer protein GPI-anchored 2-like. The record is from RefSeq and is a predicted model, not a curated record. Lineage: Eukaryota; Viridiplantae; Streptophyta; Magnoliopsida; Asparagales; Orchidaceae. The transcript is spliced from 3 exons. Bases 49 to 726 code for a protein of 225 amino acids.